AUGUCUGAAGCAACCAGUAAGCUUUCUCCAGAAGCCCAAAAAGCAUUGAAUAGAUUAGAGAAAAUCGGCAAAGCUAAAAUGGGAACUUUUAUUAUUGGCCACAAUGGUGAAACAGAUACAAUCAAGUGCUCAAAGUUUUAUGAAAAGGCACCUUCCCUUCCAGAAGAAGAAUUAUUCUUGUGCGAUGAAUGUGGUGAACAAAAACAUCUUCUAGUUCAGCUUUACGUUCCAUCUUUACCUCCGAAUAUCCAAAGACUAUUGCCAACCGAGCUUUCUGAUGCUUUAUUAGUUUUUUACUAUUGCCUAGAGUGCUUGCCUUAUGGAGGGGAUCAACUUGAUGUAAAGAUUUAUCACGCAGAUGAUAUCGAAAAAUUAAAAUACUACGAUAUCGAUAGAGGCGAGUUGACGGCACCAGAGAUUUUUGAUAGCUAUACCACAGCAUAUACCUUCGAUCAUGAAUCGCUUUUUAAAUAUUGUCAUAAUGAAAAAAUCGAAAAUGAAAUUUGUGAUCAGAUUAAAGAUGAGCUAGAGGAUCUCCGAGACGACAGUACAAACUCAAAUUGCUUCUUUGGUGGAUGUGCAGAUUUUGCUCAAGGUGAUGAUUGCCCAGGACCAAGUUGGGAUUUAUUUUUAAAUAUUGGAGGAGAUAAAUGGAAUCAUUUCAUGUGGGGUGAUUGCGGAACUGCUCAGAUAUGGGUUAAUUGCAAUGAGCCAAGAUUCAUUUUGACAUGGAGUUGCUCAUAA
Molecule: messenger RNA, 744 nt
Organism: Trichomonas vaginalis G3
Lineage: Eukaryota; Parabasalia; Trichomonadida; Trichomonadidae
Exons: 1
Coding region: 1-744 (247 amino acids)
Source: RefSeq, a predicted model, not a curated record